AUUUUCCCGCCAUUUCCCCCAAUUCCUCUUUCUCUCUGCCGCCUGCUCAACGAUUCGACACUCCGAUUGUUCAAUUCUUGUAUUGUAUGCUGCAAUUUUUUUAUCGGAAUUCAGCGAUUAGGAUUUUCAGCUGUUUUUUUCGCUCCUUGGCUCCAGUAAUUAUAGAUAGGAAAAGCUGAAUUGUUCUGGAAAUGGUGAGAGAAGAAGCUGAGAAUACUAGGGAAGACAUGGUAAUCGACGGAGUGGAAAACGGGCACAAGCCAAACUAUGAAGGAUUCAACUCUAACUAUCUCAGGACUUACUAUGAUAAUUUUUUUCCAUUUGCUGAGAUGUUCAAAUGGAUGUCGUAUGGAAAUGAUGGAAAACAUCCAGGAUGUGAUGCAUCUUACUUUGGGAGAAGAGAGUUUUCAUUCACCUUAGAAAAUGAUAUCUACGUGCGGUUUCAGUCUUUCAAAGAAGUAGACGAUCUUAAAACGGCCAUCACGCGUCAAUGUCCUUUUAAAAUUGAUAUUGGUCCCGUGUACAGUGUGGAUCCUAUGAAAAGAAGUGCAUAUGCGCAGUCUGGUGAUAAUGUUUUCAGACCAGUGGAGAGGGAACUUGUAUUUGAUAUUGAUAUAUCAGAUUAUGACGAUGUCAGAUUUUGCUGCAAGGGAGCUGAUGUUUGUUCGGCAUGUUGGCCACUGAUGACAGUAGCCAUUAAAAUAAUUGAUACUGCGCUUAGAGAGGACUUUGGAUUCAACCACAUUUUAUGGGUAUAUAGUGGACGUCGUGGUGUGCAUUGCUGGGUUUGUGACGGAAAAGCGAGAAGGUUGGAUGAUGGACAAAGGGCUGCUAUAGUUAAUUAUUUACAUAUCCAUAAGGGAAAUGAACACAGCAUUAAAAAAGUUACCCUAGUUGGGCAGACGUUUCAUCCUUUCAUAGGGAGAUCUGCUGAAGUUGUGAAGGAUUUUUUUGAGGAAAAGUUUGUUUCGAGUCAAAAUUUAUUUUCAGAUGAAGAUAGAUAUGAAAAGAUACUGGAAAUGAUUCCAGAUGAAUCCAUUACUUCUGAGCUUCGGGGGAAGUGGCAGGAUGAUAAGAAACGCGCACGUGAUGAUAUCAAUGUUGUUCGAUGGGGUCAACUGAAACAUCUUUUGCAAUCAGGAAAACAGAAGAUGCUGGGUGUCCGUAGGUGUGUUGAAGAAAUUAUGUUUACCUUCACCUAUCCAAGACUUGAUUUGGAGGUCUCAAAACACAUGAAUCACUUGCUGAAGGCACCUUUCUGCAUACACCCGAAAACAGGCCGUGUUUGUGUUCCAAUUGAUCCUAAGCACUGUGAAGAUUUUGAUCCUUCUUCCGUGCCAACCCUUUCCAGGCUUCUGGAAGAACUUAACAUGCGGCCUCUAGGAAGUGGGGGUGAGAUAAAUUUGGAAAAUACCUCACUUGGCGAAUCAUACAGAUAUUUCAAGUCAUCUUUUUUGCAACCUCUGCUAAAGUCCUGCAAGGAAGAUAUUGAAAAUGCUCAUGCUGCUAAAGUUCAGCAGCAGUCGAGCAAUUCCCUAAGCUGGUAGAGAAGACUAGAAAGGCCUACAUUUGUGUCUUUACAUUAAUGCCAUCAAUCAAUGUCUGUUUUUGGCAGUUUAUGAUUUUAUACAACAUUGAACUCAACCAGUAAUGUCUUUUCAACUCAAUUCUCCAACUAAUAUCCCAUGCAUUUCUAGGAUAUUCUUUUUUU
Messenger RNA from Salvia hispanica, 1711 nucleotides. RefSeq lists its product as uncharacterized. Gene Ontology annotation, biological process: DNA replication, synthesis of primer. NCBI's taxonomy places the organism in Eukaryota, Viridiplantae, Streptophyta, Magnoliopsida, Lamiales, Lamiaceae. The record is from RefSeq and is a predicted model, not a curated record.